AUCCUCAUACUUUACAACCUUUUGCCUCUUCUGUUCUUUGCUCGCUUUUUCUAAAAAAAUAUUCAGCCUUUGCUUUGGCCUUUUGGGGUUCUAUAGUUUGUUUGCUGAUUCCACAAACUUUUGAUCAUGGGUGAGGCUGCCGAGAUCUUCUAUCCAAAUGGUUUCUCCAAAAUUUGCAAUGGAACAACCAAACAAAAUCUUGAUGAGACUCACCAGUUUGAUUCAUCAUGGUUUGAAGAGACCAUUGAUGAUGAUCUCAAAUGGUCCUUUGCUUUGAAAAGUGUUCUGUAUAAAGGCGCUAGCGAGUACCAGGAUAUAGCCCUUUUGGACACUAAACGUUUCGGAAAGGUCCUGGUAAUUGACGGAAAGAUGCAGAGUGCUGAAGUAGAUGAGUUCAUCUAUCACGAGUGCUUAAUUCACCCCCCUCUUUCAUUUCACUCGAACCCGCAAACUGUGUUUAUAAUGGGAGGCGGGGAAGGGUCUGCUGCAAGGGAAGUACUCAGGCACAAAUCUAUUGAAAAAUUGGUCAUGUGUGAUAUUGACGAGGAAGUGGUCAGUUUCUGCCGCAGGUUCCUGACUGUGAACCGAGAUGCAUUUUGCAACAAAAAGCUUAAUCUUGUUAUUAAUGACGCCAAGGCUGAACUGGAGAAGAGGAAUGAGAAAUAUGAUAUCAUAGUUGGAGACUUAGCAGAUCCUGUUGAGGGAGGGCCUUGCUAUCAGCUUUACACAAAAUCAUUCUAUGAGAAAAUUCUUAAGCCUAAGCUCAAUGAAAAUGGCAUCUUUGUUACUCAGGCUGGCCCGGCUGGCAUUUUUACUCACAAGGAGGUUUUCUCUUCGAUAUACAACACAAUCAGACAGGUUUUCAAGUAUGUGCUGGCAUACACAGCUCAUGUCCCAUCUUUUGCAGAUACCUGGGGAUGGGUUAUGGCCUCGGAUCAACCAUUCUCCAUCGGUGCUGAGGAGAUUGACAGGAGGAUUGCAGAGAGAGUAGAUGGUGAAUUACUAUACUUAAAUGGCGCUUCAUUCCUUUCUUCUGCAACCAUGAAUAAGACUGUUUAUCUAUCGCUGUUGAAUGAAACCCAUGUUUACACCGAGGAAGAUGCAAGAUUUAUACCUGGACAUGGGCUGGCUCACCGCCUUUGAGGAAUCAGGCCUAAUUAGUUCAGGAGAAGUCGUUGUAAAUAGAAGAAAAGGAAGGGUUUUGCAAUUAAAAGAUCGCAGCAAAAGCUAAUUUUGCUUCAAAGAAAUCAGUCAUCAAUUGUUGAAAGAAGUUUAUUUCGGUUAAGACAUUUAUGUGUGGGUUGUUUACAGAUAUCAUUAGAAUGAAGUGAUGCAUGAAAGCUUUAUCUAAUCAAUUCAUCCAUUCAGAUAUCUAUUCUUGAGUA
Theobroma cacao (cacao) is the source of this 1385-nucleotide messenger RNA. It is a transcript of the gene ACL5, whose product is annotated as S-adenosyl-L-methionine-dependent methyltransferases superfamily protein. Gene Ontology annotation, molecular function: thermospermine synthase activity. The record is from RefSeq and is a predicted model, not a curated record. Lineage: Eukaryota; Viridiplantae; Streptophyta; Magnoliopsida; Malvales; Malvaceae. Gene Ontology annotation, biological process: polyamine biosynthetic process.